AUGUCCGGGCUGGACUUCGAUGGGCUGCUGUACCUCCCUUGGGAACAGUUCUCUCACCUAUGGCAUCAGAUGUCUUGGACGUCUUCUGCAUGGCUCAAGCACCGCAAGUCCCUCAAGAAAAGACACAUCGUUCCCUCUGCAUCCGAACUCCAAGGCGAGACUGAGGAGGGGCAACUCCAGUGCGACAACACCAUUCCCACAUCUCCAUCCAACACUACUCUGGCCACCAGCACCACGGGCUCGGACACAAAGUCCAAUAACUCUGCAUCUGACAAUGGGGAAGGGGAUGAUGCAAGUGAGGAGCAAACACAGACCUCUUUGUCUGACAAUGGGCAGGCAAAUGGACGGGUCAACAUCUCCUACACUCCCAUGGAUACCACCACAGCCCCAACCAACAUGCACCAGCCCGCACUAGGAGCUGAAACGGCUCCCUCUGGUCCCCCCAUCAUAUGGCAGCCUUCUACUCCCACAGAGUCUUGCAUAGCUCAACCUCGAGUAGAGAUCGGUCUAGCCAUGGAUGAUGGUCCAGCUGAGGAAGAUGAGGACAGCGACAAUACCAGCAUCGAUCUGAAUGAGAGGCAAGACACCAUGGAUGUGGAUUUGAACACCAACACACUUGACUGCUCCUCUUCGGCUACCACUUCCGAACAUGCUCCUGGACCAGAGGCUGAGCGCACCGCAGACAUCAACACAAUCCCACCUGCCAAAACUAGCAAUGACAAGCUUGGGAACCUUGUCCUGCCGAAGCUUGCCCGGCCCAAUAACCUGGAAACCAUUGUGAAGAAACGCGGCCGCACAGCAAAACCAUGCAGAGAACCAGUUUGCAAGAGCGGCAGGAAAGUGUCUUUUCUGUCUUUCCCUAUGUUUUCUCAUUAG
Coniophora puteana RWD-64-598 SS2 is the source of this 876-nucleotide messenger RNA. RefSeq lists its product as uncharacterized. The record is from RefSeq and is a predicted model, not a curated record. The coding region runs from base 1 to 876 and encodes 291 amino acids. NCBI's taxonomy places the organism in Eukaryota, Fungi, Basidiomycota, Agaricomycetes, Boletales, Coniophoraceae. The transcript is spliced from 5 exons.